Alosa alosa (allis shad) is the source of this 2735-nucleotide messenger RNA. RefSeq names its product adenylosuccinate synthetase isozyme 1 B. Gene Ontology annotation, molecular function: GTP binding; adenylosuccinate synthase activity. Bases 101 to 1447 code for a protein of 448 amino acids. Gene Ontology annotation, biological process: 'de novo' AMP biosynthetic process; IMP metabolic process. NCBI's taxonomy places the organism in Eukaryota, Metazoa, Chordata, Actinopteri, Clupeiformes, Clupeidae. Gene Ontology annotation, cellular component: cytoplasm. The transcript has 13 exons. The record is from RefSeq and is a predicted model, not a curated record.
AGGUCUGAACCAUACUAGGGUGGUCCGUAACUUGGACUCUGGCCACAGUCAGUCUGACCUGCUUCUGUCCAGAGGCGCUCGCCGCUAGACUGGUGUAAACAUGUCGGCUAAAGAUCAGAAAAGCCCUAACCCAGGGAGGAAGCGCCCCCGGAAUGAUGUGGGGAACAAAGUGAUUGUUGUUCUCGGGGGACAGUGGGGCGAUGAAGGCAAGGGGAAAGUUGUCGACCUGCUUGCGACUGAGUCAGACAUUGUGUGCAGAUGUCAGGGAGGCAACAAUGCGGGUCACACUGUGGUGGUGGAUGGGAAGGAGUAUGACUUCCACCUCCUGCCCAGCGGCAUCAUCAACUCCAAAGCCACCUCUUUUAUCGGAAAUGGAGUUGUCAUCCAUCUACCUGGAUUAUUUGAGGAAGGAGAUAAAAACGAGAAGAAAGGUCUCAAAGACUGGGAGAAGAGACUGGUCAUCUCAGACAGGGCCCACAUAGUGUUUGACUUUCACCAGGCAGUGGACGGACUGCAGGAGGUGCAGAGGAAAGCCCAGGAAGGGAAGAACAUUGGAACCACAAAAAAAGGAAUUGGACCGACCUACUCUAGUAAAGCCUCUCGCACUGGCCUGAGAAUCUGUGACCUGCUCGCCGACUUUAAAGAGUUUUCAGCCAGAUUCAAGUUGCUUGCGCAACAGUACCAAUCCAUGUUCCCUACUCUGGAGGUAGACAUCGACGGCCAGCUAAAAAAACUUCAGGAGUAUGCCGAGCGGAUUCGGCCCAUGGUGCGGGAUGGUGUCUAUUUCAUGUACGAGGCCCUACAUGGAGUCCCAAAGAAGAUUCUUGUGGAGGGGGCCAAUGCUGCCCUGCUUGACAUUGACUUUGGUACUUAUCCCUUUGUGACAUCAUCAAACUGCACCGUCGGCGGAGUGUGCACUGGGCUUGGCAUUCCUCCACAGAAUGUUGGGGAUGUUUACGGUGUGGUCAAGGCCUACACCACACGUGUGGGCAUCGGUGCAUUUCCCACAGAACAGCUUAAUGACAUGGGGGAGCUGCUUCAGACCAGGGGUCACGAGGUGGGGGUUACCACCGGUAGGAAGCGGCGCUGCGGUUGGCUGGACCUGGUCAUCCUGCGCUAUGCCCACAUGAUCAACGGUUUCACAGCACUGGCUUUAACUAAACUUGAUAUCCUUGAUGUGAUGGAUGAGAUCAAAGUUGGAGUGGCCUACAAAAUCAACGGCAAGCGAAUCCCAUACUUUCCAGCCAACAUGGAGAUUCUUCAGAAGGUGGAGGUGGAGUACGAGAAGCUGGCGGGGUGGAAGAGCGACACCUCGCCAUGCAGGAAGUGGGAUGACCUGCCGCCCAAGGCCCAGAAUUACAUCCGCUUUGUGGAAAACCAGGUCGGAGUUCCAAUCAAAUGGGUUGGAGUCGGAAAGUCCAGAGAAUGCAUGAUUCAGCUGUUCUAGGGAUUCCAAGAACACCCAGUGGUUCAUGCACCCCCCCUCUCUCUUUCUCUCUCUCUCUCCCUCCCUCCCUCCCUCCAUCUCUCUCUCGCUCUCCCUCUCUCUCCUAGUCCAUCCAUCCAUCCAUGGUGCUGCUCAGGAUGUAUUUGAUAUAGACUCCCUUUGUUGUUCCUGUAAAGUGUGAGUUUCUGUUUUGUUUUUGGUGAAACAGAACAUAAACAAAACAAAAGUAAAAAGAUGACCAUGGUGACCUUCGACCUGUGAUUCGUUCACAAUACAUGCAAUACAUCUAUUGAUGCUCUCAUUGUUAGACCAAAACUACUAAAAGCGCAACAUGUUGGGCAAACGCUGUUUACUGAUACUUGCCAACUCCUUGCCUGAUGCCUUGCCCCAUUCAGAUAAAAUCAAGUUAAUUGCAUGUGUUAUCUUUGAGUUACUGCCAAUAUGCCGUACAGAUUCAAGGAUACAUAUUGUACAUUGCACAUGACUUACUGUGUCUAAAUGCCAUAACCCUGGGGGUAAACAAUGUGUGGCCAUCUUUUUCUAUGCUACUGCAAAGUUUAUGUCUGAUAAGUGCUAUUUGGCCAUGUGUGCAUAUUGUUUCCAAAAAUAAUGCCAUAGUCUCAUAAACCUAUAUUUGUCAAGAAUUUAAUUGGCCUAAUGUGUAGCGACAUUUUGUCAGUAUUGUAAUUUGCACGACUAAGUUUAUUAAUUUUCCCUGUCUUGCAUAACACUUGUUUCAAGACUUGAAAACCCCUGGCCAGUAUUUAUGUUCAUUAAUUUACAUGCAUAUGAACCUACAAUUCUUUUUUUGCACCUUGAUAAUCUUGUAAUAACUUUAUGCUGUUUUUGAGUAUCUGUCUGUAAAAUCAUUUGACUUGAUUUAAAUAACAGUUUGACUUAUUUUAAGUCGUUUCAUCAUGAAAAAAAGCACAUUUGGCUGCCAGUGUGUUAAACAAAUUUGUCUUAAAAACAAGCAAAUUUGGCUGCCAGUGCAUUGAGCAAAUUUGUCUUGAUAAGACUCCUUAAAAUAAGUCAAACUCUUAUUAAAUGAAGUCAAAAUGACUAAUAAGAUUAAUGAAACUUGGUUAGAUUUUCUUUUUUGCAUAGCAUAUGACAGCCUGGCAGUGGUGCAUUAUGCGGAUGUGUCACAGAGCUUUACUGUACACCAUGAAACCUGUCUAGUGGGGUAUUUCCACCAGCGGGGAAGUGUACAUUUAUUUCACCCUGUAAUCUUCCUCGCCAGAGUUUCCACUUUUUGCUGUGCAAAUAAACCUGAUGCACACCAGAA